CUCAUUUUAAUACUCACAUUACAUCAUGUCUGAAUAUCAGUCAAAUCCUACCAACACUCAGGAAUCACCUGCUCAACAAGUCAAGGACACCUAUAACCAAUCUCAUUCAGGAGGACUUGAUCAAGGAAACCAUGGAAGCCUAACUGGUGGCCAACAGACCCAAGGUCUGAAUCAACACCCCCUAUCUGAUACUGUUCAGGACAAUGGUCGGGCAUUGUCAGGACAAGGAAACCAAGAAAAUCUAACUGGUGGCCAACAGACCCAAGGCAUGAACCAAAACAUUCCAUCUGGCACUGUUCAGGACAAUGGUCGGGCAUUGUCAGGACAAGAAAACCAAGAAAACCUAACUGGUGGCCAACAGACCCAAGACGUGUAUCAAACCCCCCAGUCUGGAAGUGUGCAAGACAAUGGACAGGCAAUGUCAGAACGCCCAGGUUCCAACCAACAGCAACCUUCUGUAACCAUCCAGGAAAAUGAAAAGCCUCAAAAGAGUGCUGGAAACGAGAAGCAAGAAGGUGGAGAAAAGCAUGCUCAGCCCAAGAACACUGGAGGAACCAGAGACCAUAUUAAGGAACAGCCCGAUACCGGUGAGCUGGGAGGUAUCACCGGCCAACAGCCAGUAGGCAAGAUUGAUCUCCACCAUUUGUAAAUAAUAGAAAUCAAAUUUAAAUAAGAAACGAAACAAGUGUAAAAAAUGCAAAUAAAAAGCAGCAGCAGCCAUUACUGCUUAUUGGCCCUCAUAUCCUA
Messenger RNA from Umbelopsis ramanniana AG, 747 nucleotides. RefSeq lists its product as uncharacterized. NCBI's taxonomy places the organism in Eukaryota, Fungi, Mucoromycota, Umbelopsidomycetes, Umbelopsidales, Umbelopsidaceae. The record is from RefSeq and is a predicted model, not a curated record. Bases 26 to 649 code for a protein of 207 amino acids. The transcript has 2 exons.